AUGACUGAGAAAAACCAAACACAUAUAACUGAGAUCAUUCUUCUUGGCUUCCAGAGUCUAAACUACUGGAAAGUUGUUUUGUUUAUUUCCCUUUUUAUAUUUUAUUGUGUGAACAUAUGUGGGAACCUCCUUAUCAUCACUUUAGUGUCCUUCUGUAAGAACCUCCAUUCCCCCAUGUACAUGUUUCUUGUACAACUCUCUAUAUGUGAUAUUCUACUGACCACAGUCAUCAUCCCACACACACUUACUGGUGUAUUAGGUAAUGGGACUGUUAUAUCUUUUUCUGGUUGUAUAUCUCAGUGGUACAUAUUUGGUGGCUCUGAAGCAUCAGAAUGCUUUAUAUUAACCGCAAUGGCCUAUGAUAGGUACCUAGCUAUCUGUAACCCCCUCCGAUAUUCUUCCAUUAUGAACAUGAGUCUGCUUGAGAAAUUAUCUAUUCUUUGCUGGGCGCUGGGGUUUUCUAUUACCUUGGUGACUACUCUAAGCAUUGCUACUUUAGACUUUUGUGGACCACACAUCAUCGAUCAUUUCUUCUGUGAUUUAGCUCCUAUUCUACGUCUGUCUUGUUCAGAAACAUCUCAAGUUAAAAUGGAAGUGGCCUUGUUGAGUAUUUUUGUGAUGAUUUUCCCUUUGGGUUUGACUGGAGCAUCAUAUGGAUGUAUUGUCCAAACUAUCCUAAGAAUGUCUUCCAAUGUUCACAGACGGAAAGCCUUCUCAACUUGCAGUUCUCAUCUGACUGUGGUCUGCAUAUUUUAUGGGACAUUAAUUGUUAUUUAUAUGUUGCCAACAGAAGGAUUAUCUUUGUCUGUUAGCAAAUCUAUUGCUCUUCUAUAUACUGUGGUAACUCCGAUGAUGAAUCCCAUUAUAUACAGCUUAAGGAAUAAAGAUGUCAAAGAUGCUAUCAACAUAUGUAGAAAUCUUCCGCUUGCUCAGCGGGGAUCGCUCCAUUGA
Rana temporaria (common frog) is the source of this 951-nucleotide messenger RNA. RefSeq names its product olfactory receptor 11L1-like. Lineage: Eukaryota; Metazoa; Chordata; Amphibia; Anura; Ranidae. Gene Ontology annotation, cellular component: membrane. Gene Ontology annotation, biological process: G protein-coupled receptor signaling pathway. The transcript has a single exon. The record is from RefSeq and is a predicted model, not a curated record. Gene Ontology annotation, molecular function: olfactory receptor activity; G protein-coupled receptor activity. The coding region runs from base 1 to 951 and encodes 316 amino acids.